This is a messenger RNA of Durio zibethinus, 810 nucleotides long. The record is from RefSeq and is a predicted model, not a curated record. Lineage: Eukaryota; Viridiplantae; Streptophyta; Magnoliopsida; Malvales; Malvaceae.
AUGGCUUUCAAUUGCUUCUUUGUUCCUUUCUCAUUGCUUCUCUUGUCAUUGCUAGUCAUUGCUUUUGCUGCUGAUUAUGGUAAUGAUUCAUCUAAAUAUGGUUAUCAUGGAAUCCCAGCUGAUAGCCCUCGGCAAAUGCCAGAAGGAGAAGCAAAGCCUGAGUAUGGUUCAAAGCCAGGAGAGAAAAAGCCUGAUUAUGGUGAAAAACCAGUCAUUUACAAGCCAAAUCCCAAAGAGAAACCUGGUUACGAUCGGAAACCAGAAGGAGAAGAAGAGCCCAAUUAUGGCACAAAACAAAACAAUUACAAGCCAGAGCCAGAAGAAAAAGAAAAGCUUUGGUCCAUUGCUGUUGAAGGGCUUGUUUUAUGUAAAUCAGGUUCCAAGCACUAUCCAAUUCAAGGGGCUUUAGCGAAGGUAACAUGUCAAGCUGUUGAUGAGAUUGGACACGAGAAAACUCUACCUAUUUGCAGUGUACCAACUGAUGCAAAGGGUUACUUCUUUGCAACAGUGUCGUCUUUAAGUGUGGCAGAUAAGUCUUUGAAGCUUAAAGAUUUCAAAGCAUUCCUUGAAAGGUCUCCAUUGGAAACCUGCAAUGUUCCAACAAAUGUCAACAAAGGGAUUACUGGUGCUCCUCUUUCUGUCAGCUAUCGAGUUCUCAAUGAGAAGCAUUCAAAAUUGUAUUCCGUGGGGCCUUUCUUCUUCACCUCUGAACCUAUCUCAGUCCCUAAUGGUUACUAGAAUUUGAGUUUAUUCUUCAUGAACAACAUUCUGUUUCUUUUCCACCAUUUUUUUUUUUGUUCUGUUUUCGGA